Molecule: messenger RNA, 990 nt
Organism: Camelina sativa (false flax)
Lineage: Eukaryota; Viridiplantae; Streptophyta; Magnoliopsida; Brassicales; Brassicaceae
Source: RefSeq, a predicted model, not a curated record
AUGCGUGAUUUUCAAGACGUGGUGCGACAUUGUUCACUCACGGAUUUAGGACAACAUGGUCCACUAUAUACUUGGUGCAACAAGAGAGAUGAGGGUCUGAUUUGUAAGAAGUUGGAUCGUGUUUUAAUUAAUGAGCAUUGGGGAGAUUGCUUUCCACAUUCUUAUAGUGUUUUUGAGGCUGGCGGUUGUUCUGAUCAUGCCAGAGGUCGCAUUGUCCUGGAGGCAGUUGCAACGGGUGGUCGCAGACCAUUCAAAUUCGUUAAUGCUAUGGCUAAACUUCCACAAUUUCAUGAGGUUAUUGCCAACAAUUGGCAUGGCACGGUCCCACUAUUCCCUUCUACGUCUGCUAUGCAUCGCCUCUCCAAGAAGCUAAAAGACUUAAAAUCAAGCUUGCGUUCUUUGGGUAAAGAGAAGUUUGGUGAUCUAUCAAAACGGACACGUGAGGCUCAUGAGACUCUUUGUCAAAAGCAAAUUGCAACUCUGGCUAGUCCGACUCCACAAGCGGUUGAAGAGGAGACAAAUGCUUAUUCUCUGUGGAGUCACCUUGCUGAGCUCGAGGAAGAUUAUCUAAAACAGAAAGCUAAGCUUCAUUGGCUGACUGUGGGUGAUAUGAACAAUGUCUAUUUUCAUAAAAUGGUAAGUAUCCGUAAAAUGCAGAACUCUAUUCGUGAGUUGUGUGGUCCAAAUGGGGAAAUACUGCGAACUAGUGCCGAGCUAAAGGGUGAAGCAGAGCGAUUCUUCAAAGAUUUUCUUAAUCAACAACCUACUGACUUUGUGGGACUGUCAGUGGAGGAGCUACAGAACCUCUUACCCUUCCGGUGCCAGGAGGAAGAUCGAGUGAUGCUUACCAAGCCGACUACUGCUGAUGAGAUCCAACAGAUUGUUUUUGUGAUGCCAAGUUAUAAAUCACAGGGGCCCGAUGGAUAUACUAGUGAGUUCUUCGAAGCUUCUUGGUCGAUCAUUGGCUCUGAUGUGAUUGCAGCGGUGUAG